AUGGGAGACUCUGGAAUCUUUAUUGGAUUUAUUAAUACUACGAGAUAUUUUACUUGGGGAUUUAGAAUUGGAGAUCUUACAGCAACUAAUUCCUUUGUGAAAAUGGAUUCUUCAGGUGCACAUUUAGCACUUGUAGCUUUUUCAGGCUCCGACAUAAAUAUAUUAGCAAUAAAUAAAAUAGAUGGCUCAAUCCUAACUUAGUUCAAAGAACUUAAUGCAGGUUUACUUUUAAAAUAUGGCAUAGAGAUAGAUAGCAAUGGUAAUCUAUUUUUAGCACUUAAGUAUGGGACCUAGUGGAGAUUUUCUUGCUAUAAUGGUGGGGUAUUUUACAACAUUGGAGUUACAGGCGUCACUACUAACGGUGCAGGAUUAAGUUUGCUUUUAUUAUCUGACAAUCUAUAUAUUUCUGGAUUGAUUAAAAGCACAACCAAUAGUGGAACAUAUUCCACUAUUACAAAUGUAUAAGCUUCAACUGGAUCAAUUUAAUGGAAUGUUGGCUACAAUAACUGGGGUUAUCCUUCUACCUAUUAUGAAAUUGAAAAACUUGCUGUAAUCAACGGUAAUUCCAUGUAUGCAGUUAUGUCUGACUAGAAAGUUGGUUAACGCGAAGUAACUUUCGUAAAACUUGAUUUAACUUAAACAGGCUCAUCUAUGAUUACCUAAACAUUUAGAUAUGCUGUAUAUAAUGAGUAUACAGUUUUAAGUCUUAGCUAUACUAUAUCAUCUAUUUAUAUGCUAUCAGUUUAUACUGUUUCUAAAGCUCUAGAAUUGACUUAAAUAAAAGAUUUCAAUACAGCUUAGAUUUAGGUAAAUCUCUAGACAAUUGGAAAAAAUCUUUUAUCAUCUACAAAUUUCUUAAUAAGCAAGGCUCUCGUCCUUCCAUCUACUAAUCGCUAUUUCGUUGGUAAAUCUGAUGAAUUCAAGCCUUUCUCAUUAAAAUAUACAUAUCCUAUGGGCUUUAUAAUGUCAAGCCAGUCAAACAUUAACUGCAACGAUAUAACUGAUCUUUAAGGUGGAAUUUCUUAAAUUUUCUAUGCCGAAAUCAUUUCAUUAUCUUUUUCUUCAUUACCAAUUGAUUACUUUGAAUAGUUUGCAAUAGUUGAUUAAACAGAAGCCACUGCUUACAGCUUAGUAUAGAUAGAUCUUAAUUCAACUGAUAAUUCAUGGUGUCCAAUAAAGAGAGUUUCAAUUGAUUUUUCAUAGUCUGUAUCUGUUCAAUAAAAUACUUAUGUGACAAAAAAUGCUUAAAAAAUAAAGAUCUUGAGAAAUGCUACUGUUUCAAGAAGCUGCAAUGACGCGAAGUUUGUUUACUACUACAAUUCUGGCUUAGGAUCUUUUAUGGACUAUUUUAUUGGAAAUAACUCAAUUGGUGUUUACACAAAUGACCCUUCAUUAUAUGGAGUGUAUGGUGUAAACUUAACAGUCAAAUACGAGCCAACAUAUCUAAAUCAUACAGUAAUAGUUCCUAUUACAGUAAAAAAUUGUUCAAGCGCUUAGAUAACAUCAUCGAGCCAAUAUAGUUUUUCUUAUGUUGUUGGAAAUACCGCAAUCACAAUGAUAAUGUAUAACUUUACAGUUGAUAUAGAAUGCGAAUUAGGAAUUUCUUUUACCUACCAAGAUUAGCUACCUUUUGAUACUGAGAUAUUUUCUUUUAACUAAACAAGUCUAUAAUUCAUAGUGAAUACCACUAACAAUGCAAAGAAAGGAGUCUAUAAUCUUAUGUAUAAAGGGUAUGUUAAAGAAGAUCCAAGUGUUGCCUAAACUAUUUAAUUCACAGUAAAUGUCAUUUACAAUUGCUAUCUUGCGAUUUUCACAAUAAAUCCUCAACUUUCAAUGCUUGAGUACGAUGUUAGUGUCGGUAAUAAUGUUACUGUUGCAGAGUUUUAAUGGACACAAGAUGUUCCAGAGUGCCAAUAGAUCACCUACACUAUAUAUGAUUCAAGUUUCGAAUCACCAGACCCUUUGAUAUUCGAUAUGAAUGUAAAUAAAUUUACAAUGUAAUCUAGUAACAUGUCCCUAACAGGCAAAUUUUAUUCUCUUUAUGUCUAUGCGACAAAUCAAAUUAAAACUCAAGCAUACAUGUUUUAAGUCAAGUUAGUCAAUGCUUGCCAAAAAGCAAUCAUAACACCAAAGCCAAUUGAUAAUAGGGUUUAUCUUAUGUCUGUGAAUGAGAUGGCCCUGGUACUCAAUGGAUGGGAAUCAUCUAGUGAUAUCUGUUAUACCUUUAGUUAUGAAAUUUCGGUAACACCUGAUCCUGGCAAUGCUAUAACUUAUAGUUCAGUAACUAGCACUAUAAGAAUUCAAUCAGAUGAUGUAAAUCUAGGUGGAGUUACCUACACGAUUACUGUAACUGGAUUUAUAGACUUCAAAUUUGCGAAAAGCACGACUUAGUUUGAUGUUCUAUUUACUGAUUAUUGCAUGACUGCAUUCAUACAGCCCUCAUUUUAAAUGGAUAUUAUGUAUAAGAUUGCUUAAAGUACUACCAGAAUUCAGAUUCCAGUUUUUUAAUCUAAUGCUUCCUCUGCAGAUUGUGGGUAUUUUACUUACAAAAUAUCAGAAAAAUCAGGCAAAGAUAUCAGUUUCCUCUCUCUUAAUCAAUUUUCAAACUUGCUUGAAAUUUUUACGGAUGAUGAUUCUUAUUCUAUCCUCAGUCCUUUUGAUUUGAAAGUAACAGGCUAGUAAGGAAAGUAUGAGAAAUUUGCAAAAUCUACGGAGUUCAGACUAACUGUUGAGCCAGCUUGUGGAGCAACUGAAAUAAUACCUCCUGAGAGUAGUGAAAUCACAUAUAAAAUACUAGAAUCACCUAUAUAAGUUGACCUUGGACUAUUUUAAACAUUGCCUUAUACUUGUGCUCUAACUUACUAUUGUUAAUUGAAGAAUGGGAAAAGUUGCGAUGCUAAAUUUAUAAGAAAUUUCGAUGAGCAAACGGGGAAAUUCAACAUUUCAACUUCUGAUUUUAAGAAGCUUGGCACAUACGAUAUUGAAAUAGUCGGAUAUGUUGGAUUAUUAAGUAGUGCUGCAGAAUUGAAAGUUAAAGUGAUAAUAGAUUGUACUCUGACUACAAUCAAUCCUACUGCAAUCUCAGAUAGGACAUUUAGCUAUAAGGAUCCAGCUCUUGAAAUUGAAUUCUCAAAGUUUAGUGAUUCUCUUAAUUGUCAGCCUGACAUUUUAUACACCGCUGUUGAGGAAGGAUAACUUUUUUUGCCUAAUGAUUAGAUUAAAAUUACAUUUGAUGCUUAAAGUAGAAAACUCCUUGUCGAAAGUAUAAAUUUUAUUGAAGAGAAAAACUAUGCAAUAUCUUUAAAAGGAACAUAUCUUGGAAAAGAAGCUUCAAUAAUAUUUCACAUUUUGUAUAGAGACUGUACUAUUCAAUAUAUGAAAACCUCUAUUCCAAUCAACAAAGUAUUCUAUCUGACUGAGGGAGCGAAAACUAUGGAGUUAGCACCAUUUACAUUAGUCCCAGCUUGCAGCAUUCCAAUAACCUAUACUUCAAGUUUAGCAAAUGGGAGCCCUUUACCCUCAUUUAUCUCAUUUAGUUCAGCAAAUAUCUAAUAUCGAAUUGAAACAGAGAACGAUAAGAAUAUUGGAGUAUAUAAUUUGAAACUUAUUGGUCAAACAUAGUCUCAAGGAUUUACAGACUCAUUGGAAUUUUCAUUAACUAUAGCAUUUGCUCCUCCUGAUUUUAUGAAUAAAGGACCUCCUUAUUUCAAGACACCAUUAGAAGUAUUAGAGAUAGUCUAAGGAACUACAAAGAUAUAUACUUUACCUGAGAUAGCUGAUGACAAUAAUGAUAAAUAUAAAAUCACUCUGAAGCAACCACCGAUCUUUGCUAAGUUAUCUUCAUAAAAUAUCAUCUUUACUCCUAAAAAAGAGGAUGUAGGAUCCAAGAGUUUUCAAAUUGUUCUAUCCGAUUUAAAUGUCUAAUCUAUGAGUCAAUCUUAUUAGAUGGAUGUUAUUGUUUUGGAUGCUGAUGAAGAAUAAGUUUAGUUUGUUGAUGAAAUGGAUGAUUACUUAAAAAACCCCAAUAAAUAUCUUAAAGCCUACAUCAAGAAAACCUACUUUAAUGGAAAUGUUCUAGUCGUGUUUAGUUAAGAUAUUAUUGAGCCAGCAAAUAUCACAGCAAUUGAUAAUAGGACUCUCCAGGUAUCAAUCUGA
Molecule: messenger RNA, 4155 nt
Organism: Stylonychia lemnae
Lineage: Eukaryota; Ciliophora; Spirotrichea; Sporadotrichida; Oxytrichidae
Source: the annotation of a GenBank genome assembly